Molecule: messenger RNA, 390 nt
Organism: Puccinia graminis f. sp. tritici CRL 75-36-700-3
Lineage: Eukaryota; Fungi; Basidiomycota; Pucciniomycetes; Pucciniales; Pucciniaceae
Exons: 3
Coding region: 1-390 (129 amino acids)
Source: RefSeq, a predicted model, not a curated record
AUGCAAUUCUCCAACUUGAUGAUUGUCUUCUUAAGCGUUGCCCUCCAGUUAGUCGCUGGCAAAGAUGCCCCAUACAUUUUCAGUUGCGACAAACUCACCAAGGACGGCAAGCCAGUGCCACAAGCCAUCUGUGGUAUCAUGAUCCCGGACCCGAAAAACCCUGUCCCCUCGCAAUUCUCUUUGGUCCAAGCUAAAAUGAAAUUAGACUCCAAGGGGGGUUACGCCAAGAACAAUCUCUGUGAAGACAGCGGAAGGGUCUCCUUGUGUUGUUUCGAGAACACAGCAACCUUCGACAAGUCACACACCAAUACUACGCGUCCUCUCAAAUUAGUCGAAAAGCAAUGCGUUGCGCCCAGUCCUAUCGCAAAGCGUAACACUGUUACCCUUUGA